Acipenser ruthenus (sterlet) is the source of this 7288-nucleotide messenger RNA. Its product is annotated as epsin-2. The coding region runs from base 1456 to 3276 and encodes 606 amino acids. Gene Ontology annotation, cellular component: plasma membrane; clathrin vesicle coat; endosome. Gene Ontology annotation, biological process: endocytosis. The transcript has 10 exons. Lineage: Eukaryota; Metazoa; Chordata; Actinopteri; Acipenseriformes; Acipenseridae. The record is from RefSeq and is a predicted model, not a curated record. Gene Ontology annotation, molecular function: clathrin binding; phospholipid binding.
CAAUUGCAUCUCACAGAUUUUUAAAAAAUAUUUAAUUACAACUACUACAACAGUCAAAACUAUAGAACAAUGCAGAGAAAACAGACAAUGCGCAGUAGAGAAACACAUUUUCACAACAAACUUCUACAAGAACACACGCUUGUUUUAAAUGGUUAGUAAUGUGUGUUGUGGAGAUGUGCAUUCAUGUUUACUUCAGAAGAAUUCAGUAUGACGCCUGCAGCAAUUAAGCUAUUUCUGAAACGUUUUAUAAACGGCUACAGUACGGGAUUGGCAGGGAAAGAGGUUUAUUGAGCCACAAAUAACACUGUAGAAUGAUUUAAACAAUCGUCGUGCAUGUGCACCCAUUCAAAAUAAUUCCAGUCAGCGAGGUGGAGACAAUAAAAACACACUGGUAUGUGUUAUAGUGAGAACGUCUGCAGAGACUGCAAUGAAAGUAAUUGUCAGCAGUCAGAAAGUAGCUCUGGGUGUACUAACAGAAAAAAAACACACAAAGCAACUGAUGAGUUGUUGUUGAUGUUCUAGCAGCAGAUUAAUUCCUGUGGCAUGUUUUGGGUUAUGACUCAAUUGUGUUGCUGUAGCCAUCAGAUUUAAUAUCAAAUAAUCGGCACUGGGCUAGUCUGCAUAAAUAUCGGCUUUAACUGUUUAGUUUGAAUAGAUUUAAUCGGUGAACCUGAUUUACCUGGAUUACUGGUCGGGAGGAGUAGGAUCCCAGGGAGUUAUCUUUUUUAACAAAUUAACUAGUGACACGGACUAUUAGACAGGCUGAAGAAGGUACAUUCUGGGGAAAAAACGUCAUCACCAACGACGUAGGAAAGGCAAGGUUGAGACAACGGCGGUAGUUUGUAACAUCAUGGAAAAAAUAUUUAAUUUAUGAAGUGUAAUAAACCAAAAAGACGCUUCUACAACACAGCGUCGGGGGGUUGGGUUGGGAUUAAAGUGAUGUCCAGUCACACUACUUCCACCGUGAUUGUCAAGAGCUAAAUAAAAGUCGCAAAUACUUUCUUAUUUCGCCCCAAGGUACAGCGGGUCGUUUGAACGUCCUGACCGGCUGAGUAGAAACGCCUGCAAGAGCGUGUGACUUUUUUUUUUUUUUUUUUUAACACGGUGCACAACAAAGCAGGGGAAAAUGUUCUUCCCCAGCCAGUGAAGUUAGUCACACCCUACUCCUUCUGCCCCCUCCUUGAGUCCCUGUCAGAGUGCCUGCCUGUCCGCCAUGUUGGUUUGUGUGGGUGUCACAGUCACAGAGACAGACUAGUGCAACGAGAGGCACACAAAAACAAAACACCGAGAAACACGCCGAAAACUCAAAAUAAACCACACAGCCGGCCAGUCUCUAUCUUUAACACCAAGAAGUGAAACCAUUUAUACCGCAGGAACGAGGAAUAAGUCCCCCCACAAAAUCCAAGCAAUGGUAAUGGUCGACCCUACUGUGUAGGAUCCCCCGGCUGGGUGGAAAUGGUUUUAACAGAAGACAGUCAGGAGAGCUUGGAAAUACAGACAUCAUCUAUUCGGCGACAGAUGAAAAAUGUUGUGAAAAAUUACUCGGAGGCGGAAAUCAGAGUGCGGGAGGCCACUUCCAAUGACCCCUGGGGGCCAUCCAGUUCGCUCAUGACUGCGAUCGCUGACCUCACGUACAACGUGGUGGCGUUCUCGGAGAUCAUGAGCAUGAUCUGGAAGCGACUCAACGACCAUGGCAAGAACUGGAGACAUGUGUACAAAGCUCUGACCCUUCUGGAUUACCUGAUCAAGACAGGCUCGGAGAGGGUGGCUCAGCAGUGCAAGGAGAACAUCUUUGCCAUCCAGACACUCAAGGACUUUCAGUACAUUGACCGCGAUGGCAAGGACCAGGGCAUCAAUGUGCGGGAGAAGUCCAAGCAGCUGGUGUCUCUGCUCAAAGAUGAUGAGCGGCUGAAAGGGGAGAGGUCUCAAGCACUGAAGACGAAGGAGCGCAUGGCUCAGGUGACCACUGCCGUUGGCAGUAACAACCAGCUCUCAUUUGGGCGUGGGUCUAGUCAGCCCAACCUCUCCACAAGCUACUCCGAACAGGAGUAUGGCAAGUCUGGAGGCUCGCCUGCUUCAUAUCAUGGCUCUACAUCGCCACAUGCAUCCUCGGAGCUGGAGCAGGCCCGGCCACAGACCAGCGGGGAGGAGGAGCUCCAGUUACAGCUGGCCUUGGCAAUGAGCAGAGAAGCAGCAGAACAGGAAGACCGUGUGCGUCGAGGGGAUGAUUUGAGGCUGCAGAUGGCUCUCGAGGAGAGUCGCAGAAACAGCCUGAAAACUCCCAAGAAGAAGAAAGAGCUGCCGUUGAUGAACCUGGUGGAUGCCUUGUCGGCGACCCCGGCCACCCCAAAGUCUGAGCCCUGGGGUGCUCCUGUUGCAGCAGAGAAGCCAGACCCCUGGGGAGGAGAAGUGGCAGUGGCUGCCCCUGACCCUUGGCAGUCCUAUGGUUCUAAAGCACCCUCUGCUGAUCCAUGGGGUGCAACAUCAAACACAGCAUCCCCUCUUAAAAGUGUUGAUCCUUGGGCUCAGAGCUCUGCACCCAAGUCUUCUGGAGAUCCCUGGGCUUCUGGGCCAGGAAGCAGAUCUACUGCUUCAUCUGCAGGCAACGCCAACUUUGAUCCUUUCAGCACACUAAAUGGAACCGCAAGGGAUGACUUUUCUGAAUUUGACAGCCUUCGGACUUCUUCCUUAAAGCAAAGUGAUUCUGGUGGAGGUGUUACACUGCCCUCAAGACCCAGAGGUUCCGUCAGUCCAGACUUGUUUGAUUCCCAGCAGAACAGUUAUGCUUCUUUUAACCAGAGCAGCACUGCUCGAAAAACCCCAGAGUCGUUCCUCGGUCCUAAUGCAGCUCUGGUCAACCUGGACUCACUCAUAUCCAAGCCACUGCAACAGGCACCUGUCUCUAACCCUUUCUUAGCUCCAGGAGGUAUUGCUCCAGCUCCAACUCCAGCCCCAGCUCCAAUCAACCCUUUCCAGAUAAACCAACCGCAGCCUCCGACAUUAAACCAGAUGCGAGCGAGCCCCAUGAUGGGCAUCAUUCCUCAAGGCUUCAGCACCAUGCCCUCUCUGAGCAUGGAGCCCAUGCCCAUCUCUGCCAUGGCACCGCCUGUCUCAAUGAGCAUGGUCCCAGUGCCGGGCAUGGCAGCCAUCGCACCAAUGGGCAGAAUGGUUCCUGGAGUAGGCAUGGAGAGAUCAGUGCCCCAGCCACUUCUCAGUACAGGGAUCCCUUCAGCCACUGCCCAGGCAACUAGUACGACUAACCCUUUCUUAUUGUGAAGAAGGUACUGUGAUGACCUUCAACAAACUCGUCAGUCCCCAUCAAAGACAAAAGCCUCUGUAAUUUACAAUUUAGUGGUCUGUUGUGUUAUGAGACUGGUUUUGUGGAGUGCUGUUUAAAAUUACAUACAUACAUACAUACAUACAUAUAUAUUAAUGUUUUGAUUUUCUGGCAGAAGAUCCUGUCGGCCCCUGGAGGUAGACACCCUGCAGUGAUUUAUCAUUUUUUUGGGGGGGACGUUCAUUCAGAAACUUGGUAAUUACUGUGUGUGUACGUGUGCUUUCCUAGUACCCUUAAAUGUAUAUCGACUCCACAAAAACCAGCAUAUUAUUCACUAAGGAACCCUCUAACACUUUGCUUUCAUUUCUUCAAAGGUUUAAAAGUAAGGAAUCCUGCUCCCUUUGUUUAAAGCAAGGCAUUCACUUAAUCUAAUUCCUUUUUAGAAAGUAUUUUUUUCUCAUCAUGUACUACAUAGUCUUGUCUUAAGUAGACACAUCAUCUUUGAUACUUAUGAUGUCUGUAUAUGUAAAAAUAAAUAUAAUCUGAGUUUUUAGCAUUUUAUUGUUCUAAGCAGUUUUCACACAUGUCGUUAAACUCUUUGUUCACCAUUAGUCCUUAGCUAAUGAAAAACAAACAAAGUGUGUGUAUCAAUACCAGGUAUAAAGUGUUUAGUGGCACAGUCUACACUGUUACUGUUAGGAUGUUAGAGUCAUAUUAGAGGUUCCAGGUUUUAAAGAUUUGGAAUGAAAGUAAAUGGUGGUUUAAGUAACUGUUAAAGCACAAUGUAGUGACGUUUAAAAAAAAAAGUUUUUAAAUAGUUAUAUUUGUUAAACCUGCCAUUGUUUUAGAAUAUACAAUCUGCAAAAUUAUGUUUAAUUGGGUAAACAUUAAGCUAAUCCAGAUUUGAUAGUAAAAUACAUACCAGUCUAUCUUGUACUCUGUUACACAAUAAUUUUUGUAUGUGGGACUCCAUACUGCAGUUUUAUAUAGACCUAAUUAGCCUUUUUAGAUUUUAUUAUUGCUUAGUUUUAUAGACCUUUCGUGUCAUGUCAUCAGAAUGAAAUAUGCUAAAAAUUCUUAAUAGAUGCUGUUAACGUAAUGUAUUCAUUUUUUAUAAAGGAACAAAGGGAAUUAGGAAACAAAUGUAUUUUAACACUAAAAAGGCCUAGUCUUUAUACCUGCCAAUUUUCUCAUGUUUUGUUAUAAUUGCAUCACAGACUGUAUUUAUAGCCAGGUUUCCCACACUAUUUAAUUGAUGGUUUUAAUUCUGUUGCUUUAAUCCUUUAUUUGCUGAUGCUAACAAUGACACACCUUAUUUGUUUCUAGUCUAAAAUGUACCUGCUCAAAGGUUAUAUGCUCUCCAGAUAUUGUUCAGAGAAAGACAUUGUUGUUAAGAAUAUAGUUUUGCUAUAGUCCAUCAUACAUCACCUAUUAUAAACGUAUACAUGAAACAUAUUCUGUCCAUUUACCUGACUGUUUACUAGCAACAAAGCAGAGGAUGCCAAAGUACGACUGGUUUGUGAUGUAAAUGGUGACAAUAAUGUAAAGUAGUGAUAGGCAUCAACAUCGAUAUUUUGAUAUGAUAUUGUUCAAUAUCGAUAAUAAUUUCCAUAUCGUGGAAUUUUAAAAUGUUUGCUUCAUCAAUAACUUUUUUGAUGAAACUUGUGAGCUUUUGGUGAAAUAAACAUGUUGUAUCUAACUACUAAGCUGAAGUUUUAACAAUAUCAAUUUGCUGAGCUGUAAUGGUUUUAUUUUUAAGUAGAACAGAUAAAUUUUUCAGCAUAGCGAAACGGAAAUAUCAGCCGCCACACACGCUCCACAAAGAGACGUACGGAAAGCUUGCAGAGACUUUUAUCGAUAAUAUAAUCAAGCUUAUUUUAUAUUGAGAUACAAUAAACCCUAUACAUGCCUAUCAAAUAAUCGAUGUCAAAUUUUCAUAUAUUUGCCCACCACUAGUAAAAAGUAGUGACCAAUCACAGCCUUAAAAAAAAAAAAAACCCAAAAAAACAAAACACAUAUGCAUUUCUAAUCGCGUUUAUAAAUUGUUUAGAAGGCUUUUUCUUGGGUAAAGCCCUUUCUUGGGUAUAGCUCAAAAACUGAUUUAAUCUGUCCUAACUUUUCGAACAGUGCAAAAAUCUUACUUACUGAUGAAGAUUAGUGUUGUGCCUUUGCAGGCAUUUCUUGACUAAUUUAGGUUUCAUGCUUUUAAACUAUCUGAAGUACAGAACAUUUGUAGAACUUGGGAGUUGCAUUGUGCUUUCUAAAUCUUACAGACCAUUACCCAGGGCUGAAAAAUUAACUUCAAUUGGAUAUUUUAUACAACUCCUCAUUCAGGCACUACUACCAAGGCACGUAAUUGCUUUUAGGACUAUGUAAAUGUUCAACAAAAACACACAACAAAUUUGAUCCACAGGGCAUGAUGUGUUGCUUUAACAAUCUUUGUGAACAGUCUUGUAAUGUUAUGAUUGUUUAGUUACUCUACUCUGGUAGAUACCUCUGUUGCAUUGGCUUACUUUUAGCAAUAGGACAAUUAUUUGAGCAUUUAAAUAAACAAUGCUUAAAAUUAAAUCAAAGGCAAAAAAAAGACAGUAUAUGCAAUGUAUUAACUAACUGAUGACUGUUUCUGUAGUUCGCUUUUCUGGCUAAUUUAAAAGUAAAAUAUUUGACUCUUUGAACAACAAACAAUCAAUGUGUGUCUUGGCACUGCUUUUAAAUUUUAUUUUACUACAUGUUUAGGUAACAUAAUUUAUUUAAAAAAGUAGGUGUAAGAUAAAUUGCAGAGGGUAAACUGAAUGGUCAUCACAGAUAAGAAUAUUCAUGACUGUUACCAUGAACAAAUAUUGAACUGAUAACCUCAAACUUAUAGUGUAAAUUAUGUUGAUUUUAAUUUUGGUGGCGGUAUUAUAAAUCAAAACUUUUGUCCAUUUGAGCUGAUGGCUCAACCGUGGACUGCAGUUUGUGCUACACAAAUGCUGUAGCAUGAAGACACAAAACCGAAGUGAUCUAAUGAAACUCUUAAAAGUUGUCGGUAGGUAAAUCGGCUGUGGGGAAAAAUGGCACAAAACUGACAGUGCUUUUUAAAUUCAAGUAUGGCACUGAUAUGUUACAAACCUUUUUUGUUUGUUUUUUUAACAGAAAAAUUAAAUGAAAUAAAGGUAAUUCAUGCUGAAUCAUGGUCAAAACAAUGAUUAGGCAGACUAGAAAACAUGUACCUAUCCAUUAGACCGCCAUUCCCUGUCUGUGUACAAGAAGUCCCUCAACUGGACAAAACAUGGUAGUGUUUAAAGAGAGGCUUAGCAAAUUCUAGCUGUAUUGCGAUGAAGAAUUUAUUGUACUUAACCGACAUUUACUCAGGCAUUUUUUUUAAAUUUUUUAUAAAGCUUUAAGCUGCAUAGUUUGGGAUUAGGGUACAUUUGGAUCUGAUAAGGAUUAAAAUAGUUAAAAUAUUAUAGACCCUGUAGCUUUGAACAAUUACAGAUAUAAUAUGAAUUCCUGAAAUAUGCAUACUUUGAUUUAAGUUACCAUUGUAAGGAUAAAUAUGUAUGAAGGGGAAAAAAAUAAGCAAACGUAGUAAUGCAAUGUUUUUAACUACAUACAAUAACUAGCUCAAUUUGUCAUUACUGUCUUUUUGCUGUAACCAUUUCUAAUGUUUCACGCAUACUGUUUCUAUGUACUAAUGCAAUUAUUGUGGAAGGUUAACAUUUUCAUAGCAAAUAUGCAUAGACAUUUAUUUUUUUCAUGUUGUGUCUGUAUAUUUACCAAACUGUUUAAUAUUACUGGGAGCAGGCUGCUUUUUAAUGGAUUUGUGCUCAACGUGUUGGCAUUAUUACUGUAUAAUAUAAUUUAUCAUUUGUACUAUUGUAACAUAUUGUUUUGUAUCUUAUUUCUGUGUAAUGGUUUUUGUAGGAAAGUCACAUUUAGAAUAUUUGAUUGUUUUAACAUCUAAACAACAGCAAAUAAAGGGCCUGUAGCUGCAAUGGUUAUAAAAAUAAAUUGCAUUGCUUAAACUUG